Molecule: messenger RNA, 4005 nt
Organism: Medioppia subpectinata
Lineage: Eukaryota; Metazoa; Arthropoda; Arachnida; Sarcoptiformes; Oppiidae
Source: the annotation of a GenBank genome assembly
CCCAUCGCCACAGCCGUAGACACAGCCAUACGGGCGCUGGCGAUGGCACACAUCGUACCCAAUAGAGUGAGACGGCUGUCCGGGGCGUCGGCCGACACCAGCCCUACGAUAACACCGGUUCACUCAGAUAUGGAAAUAUCGGACAUCGAUGACAGCACUGAUUUGUUAGACCCGCCCGAAGGCGGCGCUGACCCGCCGGCCGACGACCCGCUUCCCGACGAAGAGUUUUACAAGAAUUUUGACUCAUUGGUGGACCGGGUGUCCGAUCUGAUUGGCGCCAACACCGCGUCGGCUGCCGAUGACCACGACGUUAAGCCAUUGAUCGCCGCUGAAGAUCAUACUGUUAUAGCACUCGAUAUCAAACCUGAAGUAAAACCUGACGUAAAACUUGAUAUCAAAUCGGAUAUUAAACCGGAUAUGAAACCAAUUGCGGACAACUCGGCUCCCGAUAUGACCUCUAAUAAUGCCAGUCUAGCACCGGGUGAUAGUGUAUCACAUAUUGUCGGCCAACUAGUCAUCAAACAGUUGAAAAAUGAUAUGUCCGACCAAACACUUAUUGAUGUUAAGCCUCUGCUAAUAGAUCCGAGUCUACACACAGUGUCUGACCAGUCAUUGGCCACCACUUUAAGCACUCAAACCGAAGAGACGGCUAGUGUUGAACCAAUUGUCACUCAAAUACCGCCACUGAUAGUGAAUGACAAUACAAACGCUAAUAGAGCUGAACAGUCAUGUGUUGGCACAACACCUAUCGGUGCCAUCAUUUCAGACACCGAUAGCCAAAGAAUAGCCACAACUAAUCAUAAAAAAAGUGUCACAAAUACUAUCGAAGAAGUGAUUGUUAGGCAAGAGAUGGGUGUAAACAGUGGUCAAGAGUUGAGCGCACAUUUGACGGCACCGGCGGAUGACACUAACCAAUCAUUUUCAUCCAUUUCAAGCACAGAGAGUAACCCAACGCCGAACUCUGGUCACAAAAAUUGUGGCAAAAAAGUGGUCAAAGAGUCGAUUCCGGCGCCGAUCGGUCCGCAAAGGGAGCGACACUUGACGCUCGAGUACUACCGGCGCCGCAAAAAGCGAUUACGGGAAGCGUUUCGCGCCAAACGCGGCGUUGAUUUCACCGAUUCGGACAGCGAUAGCGAUUCCGACGCCAAUAGUGACCACUCUUUAACGCCAUUCGACGGUUUACUGCGAGACGUGUCUAAACGCAUGGCAUCUAAAACUACUAGUUUUUUGAAAACAGUCGUCCGAUCGCCGCCGAAGGCGUCCACCUCUACCGCGACGGACACCACCCGUCGCUCUCGGAGUUUGACGUCACGCGAUGGCAGCGCUCACUCAGCCAGUAGUCAACUCCCGGAGCCGUUGCCGACGGUGUCGUCGACGACGAGUGAACGGCGCAGAAGAACAAGAGGAAGAAGCAGUACUUUGAGUGACGGAGAACUGAUAGACGACGAGAGUCAGGCCGAUAGUGAGCCGGAGUACGAGUGCCGCGAAUGCCGGCAGCCAUUUGGCCACAACCGGUAUGAAUACAACGAACACCAGUAUGUCAUUCACGGCGAGCGCCACCCAUAUCGGUGUGAUUACGACGACCCGCACCGACCACUUGACAAGCGAUGCGGCAAACAGUAUGACCGGGCGUUUGAUUACGUACACCAUCAGCGCCGGCAGCACGAUCUGCGCGUGCGCUACGAGUGCGAGUACAGCGGGUGUGACCAGUAUUUCGAUCACAGGUCGGCCAUCAAAGAGCACAUCCAUAGAGCACACGGAAAACAACUGCCGUUUGUCUGCGAUCGGGCCGACUGUGGCCAGAGUUUUGGCCGCGAGACACAACUCUACGCCCAUAAACGUGACGAUCACUAUCACGUGCGGAACGGCCGCCAAAAGGCUGAUAGUCUUGAAGUGACCGUUCCGUUGGCCUUUCGCGGGAGUCGGUCGGCGCCCGACGGCCACAAUGAGGGCAAACAUUGCGGUGAUUAUCACAAAUGCGAUGCCAAAGACUGUGGACGAAGUUUUGUCACCAAAAAGCUGCUAAAUCUGCACAAACUUCGUCUCCAUUCCGAGCCUAUUGUCGACCAAUCGGUUCCCAAACCAACGUUAAAGAUAUGUCAAUACGAAUGCGAUUAUAUGGACUGCUUUGGAAUGUUUGCCACCGAAGAGAUACUGCAAAAGCAUAAGAUGUCUGUCCAUCAAAAGCACGACCACUUGUUGACAUCGGCUCCAGAUCUACCAACCGUUUCAAUUGAUAGCACUAUAUCUGUGACCACUACUCGCUCUCAACUCACAACGGGUGGCGUAACGCUCACCGACACAGACAUCAGUGACGUUAUCAGCGAAACGAUUCCAGCGCUCGACACCAUCGGCUCGACGGCGGUGAAUGACAUACGGGUGCCGGAGAACACGACCGGCACUUUCCUUAACGACUGGCCGGUGUUGACCGCAACUGAUCCGCUACCCGUACAACCGGUGGCCACUACUUCCAGCACCGGUCCGUCUAUGACAACUACCGACGGUACGGACCGAUCGCCACAUACGACGCCGGCUUUCAAGUGCGAUAAAUGUCCCAAACGUUUCCAUUGGGAACGUAAUCUCAAACAACACAAACUCACUGUUCAUCGACGGGCGCCCAACACAAGUGCCACCCGAUCUUUAGCCGCACCUAUAGUCCCGAAGACUAGCACUCGAUCUCCAUUCACAUCAGUAGUUCCGAAAGCGAGUACUAGUGCGGCGACCAAUGCUUCCGUACCGACCACUGCGGCCGCUAAUAGCGCUGCACCGGUGGCCGCAAAGCCGGUGUUCCGGUGCGACAAAUGUGCCAAAAGGUUUCGCUACGAAUACAAUUUAAUACAACACAAACUGUCCGCCCAUAGUCUGGCACUGCCCUACCGGUGCCGUUACGAGGGCUGCGACAACGCUUACGGCACUAAAUACUUAUUACAUCUACACUUAAUAGAGCACCGCAUAGACAGCCGUACUCUCAAUAGUAGGCUAAAGGUCAGCACCCGUACCGCCAGACGAUCGCCGGCCACGUCGACAGUGCCAAAGGCCAGUACGGGUACGACAACGACGGCGACCGAUACUGUUUACAUUACGACCCCCAACACCGCCGCCACCGAUAGCACAGCACCGGUGGCCGCAAAGCCGGUGUUCAGGUGCGACAAAUGUACCAAAAGGUUUCGCUACGAAUACAAUCUCAAACACCACAAACUGUACGCCCAUUGCGACCAACCGCUGACCUACCGGUGCCGAUACGACGGCUGCGCCAACACAUUCGCCACUAAAUACCUGUUGAAUCUGCACUUAAUUGAGUUUAAAAGUCAUCGCAUCGCUGGCCAUACGGAUAGUAGUCUAAAGACCAGCGCCGGUACCACCAGUCGAUCUCAGGCCACGUCCGCAGUCGCGAAGACCAGUGCGGGUACAGCGGCCGCGACCGAUACGAAGGCCACCAACCAUUGCCUAUCAAUCACCUAUCGGUGCCGCUACGAGGGCUGCGCCAACCCGUACGCCAGUAAAGCCCUAUUGAAUCGACACUUACGGCUGUUUGAAAGUCACCGCAUAGACAGCCGUACGCUUAAUAGUCAGCCAUCGGUGGCCAACACUGGCCGAGACGGCGGGCGAAAUGCUUUAUUACCGACACCGGCGGCGGAAAGUGCCGGCGAACUGAUAGAGAGCCGUACUCUGGAUAGUGAGUCAAUCGCCGGCAGCACAUCCCGGAGCGGACAGUCGACACCAUCCGAUGAAUGCGACGGUGAACUCGAGUGCCGCGACUGCGACGCCCGGUUCCUAACCCUACGGGCGCUUACGGCCCAUAAAUGUGCGCCACUUUUUGGCGCCCCGGCCUGUGAUGUAGACCUACGCGACCCGAGUGUCCAACACUGCGACCGCGACUAUAGAGAGCGCCUACACCUGAACUACCCGUGCGAUUACGACGGCUGUCGCACAGAGUUUAGUAGUUUAUCGCUAUUGAAUGCACACAAACAAGACUGCCAUUGGACUCAAUGGCCGGACAAUUGA